ACUUACAAUAUACUAGUUUUAAUUAUAUUUGAAAAAUAGCUAAUUGUGAGAAUAACGCGUGGUCACAUUGCAUUCGUAGCGACGACGGAACGCAUGUCAGUCAGUCAGCAACAGAAUUAUUACGAGCACAAAAAAAGUUAAAUGCAAUAAUUCUGCUAAAUUCGUCAUGUGCAAAACAAACGCGCAUUGAUAUUAUACGUAAAGAGGUAUUCUUAUUGUAAGACCAAGCCUUGACCGAGUCGCGCGAGUGUUUGUUUUGUGUUGAAAGAGAUUAUCAAAUUAGCCACAGAAUCUCGGUUACAACUACUACGAAAAAUUCCUACGGUCGACACAACACACAUUCACACAAACACUCACAUACAAACAUAUGUACACGUAGGUACGUUGAUGCACGGGAGUGAAAGAGUGAAAAUUGCAAAAUUGCGCGUGUGUGUGUGUGUUCUAAAAGUAGUAAUAUAAUAUUACUUGCCCUCAAGCAGCUGUCCUAGGUGCUUGAAGUGUUAUUUUCUCAUUGGUUCCACGUUUGCCGCCUGCUGCCGCCCGCUUCUACAGAAAAUGCCGAUAUAUUUGGCGUAUAAGCAAAGUCACAUACUCAGCCCACAGCAGCUGCGCAAGCUUAGCGAACAUAAAUACUCAUGCUUUAGCGCAAGUUUGCUGGAUCCUUUGCUGCAGCCCUGGUGGAAUUGGUUGGUUGCCCAAACGCCGCUAUGGCUGGCGCCCAAUCUAAUCACAAUCGUCGGCCUAAUACUCAACAUUGUGACAACGUUGAUAUUAAUUUGCUAUAGCCCAAAUGGCGUUGAGCCUCCGCCACGCUGGACCUGCUUUCUGUGUGCCCUCGGUCUGUUCAUUUAUCAGAGUCUGGAUUCAAUUGAUGGGAAGCAGGCGCGUCGAACCAACACCUCAUCGCCGCUGGGCGAACUCUUUGACCAUGGCUGUGACUCCAUAUCGACUAUAUUUGUCGCGCUAUCGGCCUGCAUAUCUUGCCAACUUGGCCACUAUCCCAACUGGUUAUUCUUUCAGUGCUUUUGCGCCAUUGCGUUGUUCUAUUGUGCCCACUGGCAGACCUAUGUCUCCGGGACAAUGCGUUUUGGCCGCAUCGAUGUGACUGAGGCGCAAUUUUCCAUUAUCGCCAUUCAUUUGGUAUCGGCCGCUUUAGGUCCCGAGAUCUGGCUAACCAAGAUACCAAUCGUGGGCGUUUCAUGGAAUUAUGCAAUAUUAGUAAUUAUUACAUUCGGUUAUACAUUGAAUAUAAUCAAUUUUCUCAAAAUGUUUAUUGAAGGCGGCAGUGGCAAAAACGGCUCAUCAGUUGCUGGAACCAGCGUGCUAUCGCCCAGCAUACCAUUGACUCUGGUGGUGCUGCCAGCACUGAUCAUAGCACAAAAGUCGCCGGAGAACAUUUUCACGGAGCACGCUUCCGUUUACAUAUUGGCUUUCGGCAUGGUUGCAGCUAAGAUUACCAACAAGUUGGUGAUUGCACACAUGACCAAGGCAGAGAUGGAGUAUCUGGACUGGUCACUGUUGGGUCCUGCACUAUUGUUCCUUAAUCAGUACUUUAACUGCAUUAUACCUGAGAUCUGGUUGCUUUGGUUUGCUCUCAUCUGGGGCACCCAAGACCUGUUACGCUACUGCUCUCAGGUGUGUUUGGAGAUAUGCCAGCAUCUGCGCAUCGAUCUGUUCAGGAUUCCGUACAGCCCAAAGAGCUCCUCGACCGCCAGCAGCGGCACCGCCACAACAACAACCUCGGUGGGCAGCCAAAGUAAUUUUGGAGCCGAUAAAAAUGGAGGUGCAUCGCACCGGAAAUCAAAGAGCAAAGCGCACUAGGGCGAUGCGUCGCAAGGCGGUUUCACAUUUAAUUUAACUAGUUUCCUUUUACAAAAUAUUUACGGCGUUAGCGCAGGCUUAACAAAUUUUUAAAAACAAAACUCAACCCAACAAAAUUUACCGUCUAAAUGUUAAAGUAAACAAAUUAUAGCAUAAUUAAUUUACAAAAUGUUGUUAACCAAAAUGAAAUGAGAACUGGAGGCAUACCGAUAUCAAUUAUAUGCUAAUAUAUAUUAUAUAUGUAUAUGUAUAUAUAUAUAAAUAUAUUUUAUAUAAUUGUAUAAAUUGUAAACUUACAAUAAUGUAGUCUGCAGUAUUUUUUUACUGCACUAAAUGUAAUUUAGUGCAAAACAGAAAACACGAAACGAAAAACAAACCCUAAUCAAAUGCCAAAAAAAAAAAACUACAAAAAUCAAUCCCACUUCAAUGUUUUUUGGUGUGCAACCCAGCUCAAUUAACGGUUAAGUCGAAGUAAACACAACUGGCUAAACUAAUGAAAAAGUCGGGAAUGUUUUGUCCAAGUCAACAUAAGUUAACAACUAAAUUUCAUGGGUUUCCUUUUUGUUUCAUUAUUUAGUUUUUACCGAGUCGAUCUACUGAUGAACUAUUUAUAUCAUUUAAAUGCUAUGAUACUACAUAUAUUAUGAAACUUCACUGAUACAAAGUACAUACUACUAGUGCUAAUGGAAAAGAACAUAGAAUGUAUUGUAUACGCAAUAAAAGUGGUGUUAUAUUUGCGAUA
Molecule: messenger RNA, 2563 nt
Organism: Drosophila nasuta
Lineage: Eukaryota; Metazoa; Arthropoda; Insecta; Diptera; Drosophilidae
Gene: bbc
Product: choline/ethanolaminephosphotransferase 1 bbc
Exons: 6
Coding region: 556-1821 (421 amino acids)
Biological process (GO): phosphatidylethanolamine biosynthetic process
Cellular component (GO): Golgi apparatus; endoplasmic reticulum membrane
Molecular function (GO): ethanolaminephosphotransferase activity; diacylglycerol cholinephosphotransferase activity
Source: RefSeq, a predicted model, not a curated record